AUCGUUAAAAUUAUAAUAUGCUAUUAACCGUUUGUACCAUCCUUUAUACUGUAUGAAUACUUACAAUAUUUAACGGAAUAUUUGUGUCCAAGUGUUACCAUUUGAAACAGUUCUUUGUAGUAGAUCUGGAUGUAUGUGAAAUUAACAACUAUAUUAUUCAUGGAGAGAUGGGAUUAAAACAACUUACAUCACACUGUAUUCAGAUUGUGAUGUUUGUGUUUUGUAUGAAGAUGGUUGACGGAGCAUAUAGAGUCAUCAACAUGACAAAGUCAUGUGUUUUAAAUCACGAGUGUAAAUUGCCCUGCAGAAUGGAACCAUUUUCAUAUACUAUUAGUGUCCUUUGGUUUAACGACAAUAACGAGAUGCUUACUCGAGGCAACCAAGUACAUAAACAUCACAGAAAUCUCAGAAUCGAAAAGCCAGCUUACAAUGAGUGGGUUCUGUAUAUACUGCGAGUGAACCGAAAGUUUGCUGAUAAAUACAGGUGCAAAACAAGUGACGGAUAUACGUUGUCAGAGAUAACAGUUGUUAUUGAACAUGAACCCAGGACAGAUGAGCAAAAAUCAUCAUCUUUUCAUGAACGUUUCGAUGAACAUUCAUUGGCACAACUGAAUUGUAUAUUCCAUGGCUCACCAAAACCAGAAAUAACAUGGCACCGCGGACCAUCAAAAGAACCUAUUGAAGGUAUUAAGGGGCAUACAUUAAUCAUUAGAGAUAUCGGAAGGUAUGCAAGUGACAACUACACCUGCAUUGCCACAAACGAACACGGAACUGCCGAGAGAGAAAUAAAACUGACAGUGGACUUUUAUCCCGAAGUUACUGUGAUGGAGUCAGAGAUGUCUGUUACUGGUGGGGAAAUGGUGAUAAUGGGUUGUGCUGUCCAAGCUUCGCCGUUGCAGGAUGCUUUCUGGACAAACAAUGAAGGUGACAGGGUAACAAGCAACUGGAAAUAUAAGCUGACAGAAGAAAAGGAGACUGACCAUUUUCCAGUGCGGUUUCUUGAAUUAGUUAUAAAGUCAAAUAUUUUCAGUAAACAAGACGAAGGUAACUACACCUGUCAUGGUGUGGGACAGAACAGUGAAAGCAAAGAUGUUGUUAUAUUAAAAGUGAAAGAUGUUGGCUGAAUAAUAUAUUGCUUGGUAGUUUUUGCUGUGUAAUAUAUUAGUAUAAGGUGCGUUUUUGGAAUAGUUAUGGAUGAUGUUACAAGAAUAUAGGCGACAUUUUUACUUGGAGUGAGCAAAGUUGAUGGUUAAAUAAAAACCAUAUUGAGUAGAAUAUGUGGAAACUAUUGUAUGUGCAUUCAACGUACUUUGUAUUUGUUAAUAAUGUCUGUAUACUCUUAUUUAUUUUUGCUGAGUUGUGUUAAACAGAGGAACGCUCGUAAGUAUAAACAUGGGCAAUAAAUUUAAUAGAUUUAUAAAACAGGA
Molecule: messenger RNA, 1427 nt
Organism: Mercenaria mercenaria
Lineage: Eukaryota; Metazoa; Mollusca; Bivalvia; Venerida; Veneridae
Product: hemicentin-2-like
Exons: 7
Coding region: 168-1124 (318 amino acids)
Source: RefSeq, a predicted model, not a curated record